This is a messenger RNA of Dalotia coriaria, 3189 nucleotides long. RefSeq names its product PAT complex subunit Asterix. NCBI's taxonomy places the organism in Eukaryota, Metazoa, Arthropoda, Insecta, Coleoptera, Staphylinidae. Gene Ontology annotation, cellular component: cytosol; endoplasmic reticulum membrane; nucleus. Gene Ontology annotation, molecular function: protein folding chaperone. Bases 679 to 2109 code for a protein of 476 amino acids. The record is from RefSeq and is a predicted model, not a curated record. Gene Ontology annotation, biological process: negative regulation of apoptotic process; regulation of transcription by RNA polymerase II; positive regulation of cell population proliferation. The transcript is spliced from 2 exons.
AACCAAUGAGAAACCGCAAAAAUCGUAUUCCGAGAAGAGUUUCAUUGAUAAAUUUCGUCGUGCGACAACUAUUUCAAUGUUUGCAUUCGCGCCGACGCGCUUGCUUCAAAUGUUCAAAUGUUUACGCAUUCGAAAGUACCGCGCGCAAUUUAGGAUAUAGAAUUUCGUUGUUUAUCCUCGCGGCCGGCGUGUUUACGAUUCGCCGCGAACAUCACCCAACCACACACAUGAGACGCAAAAGUAGAUAAUAAACGCAGUGAGUCAAACAAUUUGCGCGUCGCGCGCGCGAGGCCGCGCACUGUCGCCGCGGUGCGUCUAGUCGCAAGUCCAUUCUCGCGGCGUGCCGACCAACCGUCCGGAAAACCAGGUUGUCGUGUUGCGCUCUCAAAAUUGGCCCUCCCCCCACGAGCGGAUGGCGGACCGUAUUGAGUGACGAGUCCCGACUCGGCCACGGCAAUUGCAGACGGCAUAGAAAAGAGCGGCGACGAAGACCUCGCCGGGGCGUCCAAGUCGACGUCGCAGGAGGCCAACGCCACCACCGUGAUACCCACGAGUCCUCAAUACGGCGUCGAAAUAAUCAGCAGCGCCGGCGACGAGGUCACCACCACAGCCAUCGACAGCGUCGUCGAGACGACGGCCAAGGGGCACCUUGCGGCGAACGUCGACGAGGGCAAGGAUAUGCAUUCGACGCCGAGCCGAAAUGACCGCUUCAAGGUGGUCAAAAUUGCUAGUUUGGAGCCAUUUCGGCGCGGGCGGUGGAAAUGUAUGGACUAUGUGGAUGAAAAUCCACCACAACCACAGCCGUCUGCGAAGCAAACGCAGUCAGCGACGAACAUUCAAAUGGGAGGAUCGCAGUACAUGCAGACACAGAGCCUACCACCGCAACACUUUCAACAAAUGCUGGUGCAAAGCGGGUUUGCAGGGUCGCCUGCAGCCGGGUUCUACCAAGGAAUGCCGAAUCAAAUGCUGCCCGGGCAGUAUUUCUACCCGCACGGCAAUGCGGUGAUCUCACAGCAGGUGCCGGUGCAAACUGGCAGUACCACCGGCAUGCAACAGUUUAUCAACGCCGCCGGCCAGCCGUAUUUCCCCGCAAAUGUACCGCCGCACGCCGCCAGCGCCGGCUUUACGUACUCUAACGUACAGUACGUCCAGCCGAAUCUCAUUCAGACACAGAGCUCUGCGUUUGUUCCCACCAGCCAGACAGCGAACUUCCAACAGAGUCAGACCUAUGCCGGCCAACCAACGACUGCUCAACAACAGCCGAUGGUAAAUGGUCAUGCUUUCCCGCCGGGCGGCGGGACGGAAUCACCUCAGGUGGUGGCCAGCCUGCCGACGCAAAUCGCCAAGAAUGUUAUUCUCCAACCUGCAAUCGCUUCGAUGAACCAGACGCCGCCCACGGUUGGGCAGAACAGUAUAAGCCAGCCAGCUCAGUACAACCCAGCCUACCAACCCGCAAGUCUACCCGCCAAUCAAACGCCUGCAGCCCAACUCACCAACAUCACAGCCGUCACGCAGGUGACGCAAGGUACGCCUAUCAUCACACCCGUGCCCGCCGCCGUACAGCCGUCGAGCCAGAUUACCAAUCCGGCCGCCGUCAGUCAGGCGGUAACGCUCACAGCUGCCAGCGCAUUCAAUCAAAUGCACAUUGCGCAGAUACCUAUACCCAUAGCGCACUCCGCCCCCGCAUCAUCGACGAAUCCGAUGUACGUAGCGCAAGGUGGUGUGCCUAAUGCUGACGAUGGACAAGGCGAUGUGGUAGGCGAGAGCAAAAAUCCCGACAAUCCUGAAGCCGGACAGCCAGGAGAAGAUCCGGCUAAAGCCAAUCCGGUCGUCAAUGCAAUUGAUAACAAAAUUGAACAGGCGAUGGAUUUGGUUAAGAGCCAUCUCAUGUACACGGUGCGCGAAGAGGUCGAGGUGCUUAAAGAGAAGAUUGUCGAACUCAUGGAGCGUAUUCAGCAGUUAGAGACAGAGAACGCGUACUUAAAACAGCAGGUACUGAAGGGGGCGGGCGCGCCACCACCGACGAACGGUACGACGACGAGCACGAAUGACGGCACGCCGGAUCCCACGUCUCAGACGCCCACGCAACAACCCCCAGCGCCGCAAUAGUCCGCGCAGCAGCUGCGCACGCUCCUCGGCCAUCUUUUCCAACAACAACAACCGCCACACAAACCACACGAGUUGCAGUGAUUGACUUUGACUUUGACCUUAGUGUAAGCGUACAAGCGGACAAUCGUUGUGUUUGUGCGGUAUGAGGGUGUGGGACGUCUCGAAGCGGCGGCCAUUUUGCACACGCACACUGCGCUGCGCAUACUUGGCUGACUUCUGGUUGGUGGUAAUCUCUCCCGAAAUGUAGCCAAACCGCUUCAUUUAAGCAACACACACACGCAAGAAUAUCUUGUAAAUUUGUAAUUAUAUUGUAAAAAAACAGAUAUCUUAUAUAUUAUUAACAGAUUACGCUAAAUAUUUAAAUUUACGAAGAGGCGGAAAACGGACGCGAUUGGUAAACAAAUUGAACUUAUACAUAGAUAAAGCCAAAUUUAUGAUUUGGUGCUAUUCAGAACUGUGAUUAUGUGCUCUUUUUAAUUGAUACUAUUGAUAAUACGAUAUAUUAAAAUUAAAAAAUGCGAUAACGAAAAACGCUGGAGACUAAGGGUGUUGUAAGAGAGAAACAAGUAAGAAAUUAAACGAAUGUACGAAGUACGACAGAGCUGAGCAAGCUGAAAAAAACACUAUCAUUUGCUGUAAACAAAAUUUUAAGCAAACAAAAGUUGAUGUAAUUUAUUCUUAUGCGCAGUCGCACGUAGCGAAAUCGAGGAAUGAUCUAGGCUCUAGAUGAUUUAGCGAAAUUUCAUUUUAAUAGUCAAUUGUAAUGAGCAAACUGCGCAUGCGCAGAAUGCAGUGCUUCUAAUCAAAUUGUUCUGCGCGAAGUCGCACCGUCAAAAAUUAAAAGAAAAAAAACUAGCCACUCACGCGUAUAGUAUAUUUUUUUAUUUAAUUUUAUUGUAUUCGAAUUUGUUCAUUUUUGUUUUAUCAAGAGAAGAAAAAAAAAACAAGCAUGCAAACAAAACAUCCACGCACCACAAGAAAAACAACACUAUGACUAAAUACUAAUGUAAAACUAAAUUAUUAUACACGAUGCGAUGAAUAAAGCGAAGGAAAACUUACAAUUCCUACGUCCUAACCCUA